Molecule: messenger RNA, 11831 nt
Organism: Neodiprion fabricii
Lineage: Eukaryota; Metazoa; Arthropoda; Insecta; Hymenoptera; Diprionidae
Gene: RhoGAP100F
Product: rho GTPase-activating protein 100F
Exons: 21
Coding region: 528-4565 (1345 amino acids)
Biological process (GO): signal transduction
Molecular function (GO): protein binding
Source: RefSeq, a predicted model, not a curated record
GGUCGGCUCGCCUAGCCCAGGGGGUGGUUUCGAGUGGUCCUUGGUUAUCCCCGCUACGCUCCGCCGACGUCGUUCCCGUCGCCCUCGUCGUCUACCUCGAUCAUCAGCGACCAUGCGCCGUAUCGUCGGGCAACAUGUCCGCCGGGAGUUCCGAGGGUUGAGCGAUGCAGCGGGAUAUUAUUACGCCGGAUUCUUUUACCCUGAAUCGAUUGACGUGACCGAACGUAUUUAUUGAAAACUUGAUUAAGUUCAUCCUUCGCAACAACAGUUAUAUUGCGUUUAGGUGAAUUGUGAUUGUGCCGUUUAUUGUGCUAGAUUUUCACCGAGGGGGUGUAUUGAUUUUGAUGUUCAAAGGCCCGCGGAGUGCUGGUUCUAGGGAGGCUUACACCAUCGGCUGUGGCGAAGAAACGAAUACGUGCAUCACAGAAUGAGCAAAAGAUCACCACGCUGGCUUACCACGGAUCUGUCUGCCCUUCAAGGCACUACGGAUGAUCUUUAGAAGGCAGAGGGCAUGAAGCACCGAACUCAUGCAGUGGCGAAAAUACGUACGAAUCAAGUACGGUGGUCGAGUUGGUGUCGGUGGUCCGGUUGGUCAAGGACAGCAAGGGCAGCAAGAGCAGCGACAGGUGCGCGUGGUCCAGCUGCAGCGGGAAGGAGGCCGAGGAUUCAACUACGUCUUUCAUCAGCCUUGUCAACCCCCGGAAGCUCAGCGCAGCUGCAGCGCUGCAGCCAUGCUGUGCUGUGGCCGCAGAAAGGAGGGGCGGGGGGAGGUAACAGACAUAAGUGCAAGUCCUGGACGGCAAGUCCCCGUCAACCAACUGCGUCCAAAGGAACCACCACCUAUGGUGAUUCAAGGAGAUUUCAGAAAGGUCAGUGGGAUAAGUACGGAGAUAUUCAAGCAGAUCGAAACUGUGGAGAACGAUCUCGAUGCAUCAACUGCUGCUGCGCUAGAGGCUGUGGAUCGGCGCGGAGAAAUGGUCGUUCGUGUCAUAGAGCCACGCCAAUUGGGUAGGCAGGCUUCGGAGGCUGCCAAAAAGUUUAUGGGAAUGCAGGAUUCAAAACAUCCGGUGCAUUUAGUAGAAAUUAUUAAAAGGCCUGGACAAACUUUGGGUCUUUAUAUACGGGAAGGCAAUGGAAUAGACAGAAACGAUGGUGUUUUCAUAUCAAGAAUUGCGCUGGAGUCUGCUGUUUACAACAGUGGAUGUUUAAAACAAAUUUUUCAGGUGGGUGACGAGAUUUUGGCAGUCAACUUGGUCAGUGUCUCGCACAUGGGUAUCGACGACGUAGUAAUUAUAAUGUCAAUACCUCGAAGAUUAAUCUUAGCGACGAGGCACGGACCUCAUCAGCCAGUAUCACACAGCCGUCAAAAUGAGCACAAAGCCCCUCCUGUUGUUGUUAUAAAACGAGAGCUCAAUGAAGAUGAGAGUGAUCAUGCCACAAGCAAUCAUAUUAGGGAUAGCAGUCGUCGACGAGGUGAUGGAAGAGAAAUGUUGCCAUCUCGAUCCAGGCUCGGCCUAACAGGUCUCGGUUCCAGUCAGGAUUUAGGAUCUAGUAACGGAGAUCUCUAUUAUAACUCUAGGCCCGAGAGUCAUUGGUCAUAUCAACCUCCUCCGCCACCUGUUAUCACUCAUCAACCAAAGCCAUCAACUACGCAGCAUUUCCAACCAUACGAACGUGGUUAUCCAAAAACUCUGGAAAGUCUGGCAGAAAAAGUACACUCAUUCUACACUGGACCUGUGAUGCCAUCGAAUAGUGGACGCCGUAUGUCAACGGGUGGCGGAAUGCAAUCAGUUGCCGGCAGAUUGUCAGGGCAAAAUCAAACUGGUCAUUACGGAUUUGCACAACAUACUACUAGUGGCAGAAUCAUGCCUCGCAGCGGAUCCGAUCAACAUUUGCCUCGUGUUGAUUACACAAGCAUAACUACACCUGCUCGUCAUACCUUACUGAGAUCUAGUCUGAAAUCUGGGUCUUCGACACUUCGUUACAACUCACGCUACAGUACCCAAAAUGAUACUGGAUCAUCUUCGCAAAGGCAGGGACAAUUCGGCACCUUGACCAGAAGACAUAGACCUUCUCUGGAUUACGCUUCUGAUACAGAAGCGACAUGCUCUAGUUCACCUAGGUCGGCAUAUUAUCACUACAGGCACAAUUUGAAUAACCCUUCACAGAGCAGUGCUGUAUCUCACUUAGCUACACUCUCCAGAUCUCAGAUCGGGCAAAGUUCCUCAGGGUUACGGUCUAAUUCUUUACCAAGAAGUGGCAGAACAUUACCGCAACAGCCAGGCGUUCGAACUGGACUUAGUACCGUUACAUCUGGUCUUAUAGAUCAAGAAGAUAGCGAUGGUGCUUUGUCAGCUCCUGAACUGCCUUCUAUUAAACGUGAUCGAGGGAGAAUACCAUCAUCUCCGAGUGUAUUUACGUCAGAUGAGUACAGAGCAUGGUUGAGCCGUACUCCAAGCACUAGUGCACUUUAUGAGCAGAUCAGGGCUACCACCAAUAGACCUCCACGUUACACAUACAGUGCUGAAAAUAUCCAUGCUGCUGCUAAUCAGGCUGAGUAUGGUGGCUAUGGCUCUUAUCGGCCAAUGUCCAGCACAUUGGAUCGGCUAUCGACAAGGUCUGCGUCUGCUCAACAAGUAAAUCUGGCAAAUUUGCGAGCUUCGACGGCUAUCAGUUCAUCCUGUCAUCGAACAUCAUCAAACCCACGGCCAGCAUCUGUAGCUUCCAAUACUCGAUCAUCUUUGUCUAAUACAAAGACUGCUUUAACUAACUCAGCAAGUCAAAGAGCCAGUUCUGUUAGGAGAAUUAGGAAUUUGUUAGAUCUAGAGUCUACGAGAAAUAUACCAAAUCCUACUCCAACUAGAACUCAAGAUCAAAGACUGCUAGAUAUAAACCCUGCAGAGUUCCUCAAGUAUAAAAUAGAAAAGCCACCAACAGUAGGAACCCCUAGUUCCACCAGCUCUUUAUUGAGUUCCCUUGGUGAGGGAAGUGCUGGAGGGGAUCUAGCAAGUGGUGUCAGUGGACUACUUUGGGUCCACUUGUUAGCAGGCCGUGGUCUACGAUCUACCACUUCAUCCUCGGCAGCUACUACCCCAUCAACACCAUCCGGACAACCCAGCCUUGGUAGUUGCGGUUUGAGAGAUCUGUACUGUGUAUUGGAGUGUGAUCGUGUUCACAAAGCUCGCACUGUUGUGCGUACGGGGGAUCUGAUGUUUGACUGGGAUGAAACAUUUGAGUUGGAUUUGGUUGGCAAUCGCCAAUUGGACUUACUGGUUUAUUCGUGGGAUCCUCAGCAUAGACACAAAUUAUGUUACAAGGGAUCAGUACAUUUAGCAACUCUGUUGAAAGAAUCUCCACUUCAUCAAUUGGCACUGAAGGUCGAGCCACGUGGUACUCUUUAUUUACGCCUUCGAUACACUGAUGCUCACCAAACUUUUAAGCGGCGUGGACUUCCAGUCUUAUCUCUUGCAACAAGAGUAGCUCCACUAUUUGGAGUUGAUUUAGAUACCGUGGUGAGCCGGGAAAGCAAAACCGGAGGUGUUCCCGGUGGAGUCUCGACAGCUUUGGCAAUGUCAGGUACCCAGAAUGUUCCUAUUAUCGUAUGGCGCUGUGUUGAAGAAGUCGAAAGGCGGGGACUUGAUAUAAUUGGCCUAUAUCGAUUAUGUGGAUCUGCAACAAAGAAAAGAAUACUGCGUGAGGCAUUUGAGCGCAAUGCAAGAUCCGUUGACCUUUCACCGGAUAAUGUCCCUGACAUCAAUGUUAUAACAGGAGUUUUGAAAGACUAUCUGAGGGAACUGCCAGAACCAUUGUUUACAAAGUGCCUCUAUCAAAUGAUGGUUGAUGCACUUGCUGUUUGCCUACCCGACGAUCCACAGGGUAAUGCUAAACUUAUGUUCAGCAUACUAGAUUGUUUACCAAAAGUCAAUAGGUGCACGCUGAUAUAUUUAUUGGAUCACUUGGCAAUGGUUGUAUCGCAAUGUAACAAGAUGUCUCCAGCAAGUUUGGCAGUUUGUUUCGGUCCAGUAUUGAUGCUUCAUUCGGAAGAUAAUGCACCCCCCUUGGACUUCCAACAACCAAUUGCAGUUCUUAAGUAUCUCCUUGAAAUAUGGCCUGUGAAGUCAGUUCGGAAGAUUUCUUCAGCCGCUUCAACGCUAACUCGAGCUAUGCCACAAGUCGGUCACAGCAAUCAGUCGGGUCAGUCGGCACAGGGCACAUUGGGUCGCACCGGGCUGCCUUGGCAGCAGCAACCCUCACAUCAUCAUCCGCCCCCCAGUACAACACCCGUAACGCUUUCAACCUCCACUCGACCUCCACCACCAAUCAAGCCGCGACAGGUGAUAGUCUCAUCCCCCGGUUCGCCUAGCAGCGAAGAAUCAGCUUCUCCGGAACCAGUUAACAAAGGACUUGGCGGGUUGGGCUUCGCUAGUAGUGAAACGACUGAACAAAUAACGCCCACUAGUAGCGUGGAUACAGAGGAAGGAAAUCCUGCACACCCAGAGGAAGGAGAGCGUGGUGUAGAAGGUGAUGCGGAAGCGAGUGACGACGAUGUAUCAAAAAUGCGUUAAAUGAUGCUGCUUCGUAACGUGUACAAAAUGGAAAGUCAAUUGUGAAGCUGCGCUAAGUGAGUAUCGAGAUGGAUAUUCUUUCAAUGAAACGCUAUAAGAAACAGUUCUUUUAUCAAAGAAUACAUUGUUAUAUAAAUUUUUAAAUAUUAUGAAUAGGAUUACCAUUCGUUAUGAGUCCGCGUUACCAUUUGGUCAAAUUUGAAAAUAGUCUUCAAAUCGCCUCUGUUACAAAACUUUAUCCUGAUUACUCAGUCUCCUAAUCUAAUACUGCGUAUGAGAACAAUAGUGAACGUGGUUUUUUUUGUUCCAUCUUCACACAUUAUCAAUCAAUACAAAUCGAAAUAAGCGACAUUAAAAAAAGUUCAUUUGUAAUUAAAUCCACUACUAUUUACAUAUUGGUUACGAAAAGGUCGAUUUAUACAAUAUACUAUACAUAUAUAGAAAUAUCACGAUAUACAUGUGCUUUUGAUAAAGACUAUUAUUCAUAUAGCGUUAGCUAGACCUACGUACGCAACUAUUUAUAAUGAAUAAUAAUAAUAAUAAUGAAUAACGAUUAAAUAAUAAUAUGGAAUAUAAAUUCACAAUAUUGUAUAUGUGACAAUAGAAACCAUGGAACUCACCAAAUGAUAAUAAUUACAAGUUACGAAACACUAACUUUUAACCAUUAAUAGCCAGUAUUAUCAUAUGUUUCUUUGCCCAUUGCAUCCUGUGAGAAUAUAGACACGUAUGGAUGGGUCAGAGAUUCUAAAGAAAAAACUAUUAAGUAAAAUAAAUAGACAAAUGCAUAACCAAAGUGACAAAGCCAUAGCUUUGCAAAUAUACCAAUAUUUGUAAAAUACACUUUCGCACAGUUAGACGUAUUGUGAAAAAAAUAUUUAAUCUAGGUCGAUACAUUAUAUGACGAUUACAAUGAACCAUAAACGUAUCUAAUGCCGUGUCUUGGCCUGCCCAAAGAGCAUGUUUUAGUACACUUAAAUUUAUUCGGAGUAAUAACAACGUACACAAGAUAUCUCUCAGUUCGCAGAGGUCUUGAGCCUCUGUACACGAAAACUGGAGGUAUAAGAGCUUGCAUACCAUUAAUCUUUUAUGUACUCUUAUUGCAUAUCAGCCAUUUACAGACGAUAUUUGCAAGAGUACAUAUUAGAAUUUGAAGGAUAAGAAUAUGUACAAGAUAACCUGGAGUAAAAUUUUUCCAAGUAUAACUCCAGGAUUCUGUGCGUUGGGAUGAGAGAUGUGAUAGUCAUCAAAGCUUCUCUUUGAUCAUUUCAUUUAGGUUCUUUUCGAAAUACAUCAAAAAGCCUCCAUACAGGCUGACGUGUGCUUCUUAAUUCAAAUGACACGGCUACGACAUCUUUUUCUAUUUUUUCAAUAAACAUUUUCUUUAUACAGAUUUUUCUGAGCCCAAAUUUUAUUGUACAAAAAAUUGGAACGAAGUCCUUCUGCAGGAAAUGAUCAUCAUCGUCUUUGUAUUCCGAUUUAAUCUAGUACUAACUUAACACAAUGGACCAUGUUUAUCAUACUGAAAUGUUUCUAAAAGUAUUUUUCUUUUUCUUCAUUUAUUCAGGUCAGUCACGUAAUGACUGUCAAUAAAUCACAGUCUCUUUUACACGUGUACAUAUAUUAGUUGAUUAUUGCCUAUUGCACGUUAAAUCGUUAUAUUUUAAUUCUUGCGCCGAAACGCUGGAUUGUAUCUGUUUACUAAAAAAAAAAAUUAUAAUAAUAAUAAAAAUAAUAAUAAAAUAACAAAAAUUGCUAAAGCCACGUGAGGAAAUUCCUCUCAGAACCAAGUAAUUAUAAUCAUAAUCAGCUACUUAUUUAAAUGCGUUGCUGACAAUGAGUGUCUAAUUUUUUGCAAUGUAAUUUAUCGAAAGUGAUUUAUUUUUACCAUUAUACAUAAUCAAAUAUGAAUCAAGUAUUAAAAAUAUCAAACUAGUAAAUUAUAAAAUACAAAUAGUGUUUACUUUACGAAAUUGCUAUUUGAUUGAUUGAAAUGACUGCGAUAAGAUUGUCGAAAAAUAAUAAUGCACAGCAAUUUCGUUUGUAUUUCGUACGAGUACAAAUGACAUUCAUUUCUAGCUAUGGUUUGCAAUUGUAACUGCAAUUUGGUUCUGAAGGAGCUGCGAUUAUCAGAAAAUUGUUAUGUGUUUUAAAAUGCAUUGAAGUAUUUAUACAAUAAUUGUAAGUAUGUUGAACUUUCAUUUCUAUUUUAUACAAAUUAUUCGUUUGCUAUCAUUCUAAUAAUUCAUUCAUUGGAUCAUGCCAUGAGUUAUAAUAAGAACUGUUACAUGUUUUGCUCCAAGAAAGAUAUUGCACAUAUUAUUUGACAGGGUAUCCAAAGAGAAUAAGAUAUCUAGGAUCCAGUUCAAAAUAUUAUAGGUGUGUUCAUAAAUUGAAGUAAUGUCAACUUUUGCCUCAUACGAUAGUUGGACUACCCUGUAUUCGAUGUUACUUCAUAGUACUGAAAUACCCAUGUUCAUAUUGGUCAUUUUACACUAUUUUCAUGUCAAUACGUCACAUCACUAUGCUAUAUGUUAUAAUGUAAUUGUUGAAUCAAAAUCUGGAAGAUAGAAGUAUUAUAUGUAUACAAUAUAUUGUAGUCAUAAUUGUCAUUAAUUCACAUAAAAUAAUCAUGAAGUAAUAUGUUGAAAAGUAGUAGUUGUAAAUCAAUUAAUUGUUACUUGUACUAUUUGCAACAUAUAAUACUAUUUUAUAUCGUGUGAUAAUUGCCUAAUACAUACAUAUACAUACCUAUAAUAUGUCAAAUUCCUGGCUUUGAAUUCUUGGAAACCAUUCAAAGCUAGAUUUAUUGUAUCGUAUACUGACGUAUUGCCAUGGAAACGCCCACGUCUUCACAGUUACACCUGUCACACGAGUCAUUGUGUAGGAUAAUUUCAACAAUAAUUGAAGCAUAUAGGUAAUUGAAAAUGCUGGAUAGUAAAUGUUUAUGGGCCUGCGAAUAUCCUCGUUAUUAUUUUGGCACCAACCCAUCAUUUAAUUAAUAUGCAUUCCAUUUUUAUAUGUUUUUCAUUAUCUAUUUUGAAGUAAAAAUUACUGACAUUUAUUCGAUACUUUCUUUUGUAUCUAGCACUGUUAAUAAGUAAACUUCCAAUUACCCAUGUGAUUGGGGAUUGCUAAGUAAAUGUAAAUGGAACUCUAUGUACAUAUUGACCCGUUGCAACAAUAAGUUAUCAUUAAAGGCUAAAAACUUUUAUAGUUAUUUGAAGACAAAACGUACAUACAUACACACAUGCAUACGAAUAUGUAUAAAAUUUUUGAUCACAGUUGUUUAAUCAUGUAAAUAUUUUUACAGACCAUAGGUCUGUGUUGAAUCUCAAUUUUUUUAAACUAAUCUUCCCUAAUAACUCCAAACACAUAUCUUUGAAUUACUCAUCUUUGUAUUAAAUUAUCAUCAUAUUAUAUACUGUAGUACGUAUUACGAUGUAUCAAAUAAAUUGUAAGAUAUGUAUUUUGCAUAUUACGGUACCCCAGUUGCAAGUAAUGAUAAAUGAAAUAUUUCAAAUGAUAUGAAGCUGGUGAUGUGUAUGCAUGAGAGAAAAUUUGCAAUUUAACCAAGUACCUUACAGUUAUUUUAGUUUUCUUAUAUUACAAUUAUUCUAAAACUACACAAAGUUUUUAUCUAAUUAUAUCUGUCCUCGCGAAUUUUUUCAUACUUUCAUUAAAUUGUAUUGCAGUUUGGAUCAAUCAUUUCAAUUGGAACAGUUGCAAUAACCAAUCAAAUAAAUUCGUAUCAGAAGUAAUUCUGAUAUACUGUGGAAUACAAAAAAAUUUUAAAUUCAAUAAUUAAUCAGGAAGUUUAGAUAUGGUAUAGUCUGAUUGCAUCUGUAUUAUUGCAGUCUCAAGAUUGUUAUAAUACAUUAUGUCAAGCUCAGGGUGAAGUAUUAACUGUCUUAUGUAAUAACAUCGUUUCGCUGCAUAAGUGAAAGAUGGCAUAAAUAUAUUAUGUAUUCAAUCUCAUUCACCUAUUGUAAAAAUAUUUGGCCUUCAAAUGGGGUAUUUUUUCAAUCAAAGCAUUGUACUUUCCGGAGUGCAAAAAUGAAUAGAAUUGUGAUCGACACUGCAUUUGAAAUAUUUAAUAAAAAUGAUUAUAACAUUACUCAUCUAACAUAUCAAACAGAUCAUUAGAGUUUUUUUUGUUUGAAAAAAAAAUUAAAAUGAAAUGCGCAUCCUUGAUCAAAUCCGUGUCCCUGGUUUUCACAACGUCAGAAAUUAAUCAUGUGGGUACAUAUUGUUGGUUGUAAUAUUUCAAUCAUCUUGCAACUAAAGCAAAAAAUUUUUGCUCUAUACGAUAUUACACGGUCCUGUCAUUGGAAACUGACCCUGGUUUUAAAUUCCCACGUAUUAUUUCUACUUAAACAUGAUAAAAUAUGUAUAUAUACAGUAUAUUACUAUAUACAAUACAAUUACAGAAUACUUUUGUGUUGCAGAUAUUUUAAAAUUCUCGCAAAUUGCGUGAAUAUUCAAAAUUUCCAACGAACUCAAAAUAAUAAUAGCAAAUGACACAAAGUGAAGUUAGAGGUAUCUAAUAAUUCUGUAAAAUAAGUUGACUUUGAAAAAAGUUUAUAAUAGUUGGAAUGAUGAAUAUUUGAACAUUUUUCUUAAACCACAAUGAACUGAAAGGCUUAAAUAUAUUUGGUUGUAAACAUAUCUGUUUAGGAUCUUCUAAUUUUAUAUAUAGCAUACCUCGUGGGCGUUACGUACAACACAAAUACAUGUAGUAAUAAUUAGAGAAUAUUCUUACAUUUAAUAGGAAAAGUAUGAGCGUAUGUUUUACACACAACAUUGCAUGAAAUGAAGUCAUUUAUUAAUUGUGAAUCAUAAUCUCAUACGCUAUUUUACAGCUUGGAUCAUUCGAACAGAAGAAUAAAUAUUUUUUUGUAAGCUUGUAGAGAAAAUUGUUAAUUUCAGGUUUCCACCACGUGAGUUACAACGUACAUAAAGCAGCGGCAAAUUUAAAAACUGUUAUUUAUUGAAUCACUCGGGUGCCACACAACAGAAUAUUGACUGAUUUUUUCAAUUUAACAAAAAGAAAAUGCGAACAUUUCAUGAAAAAAAUUGUUCUUGAUGAAAUAAGUGUUUUCAUUUACGUUGAUAAUAUUCGAAUGAUUUCAGAGUUAUGGGACCUCUACGUUUUUGUCUGAUUGAACAUUUCCUUCAAAUGGGUGCAAAUUUUGCGUUGGCUGUAACAUUAUCCAUAAAAAUUGACUGUAUUAUAAUUAGCUAGGCUGAGGUUUGUUUGAAAUAUUAAGAAUUUAACUGUCAUACUUAUAUGCCAGAGAAUUGUUAUCAAUGUUACUUCAUUUACAACUUAUUAGUCAUUUUUUACAAUGCCUUAUUGCAUCGGGUGCAAUAAAUACACGAGAAAGCAAUACCACGCAUACUCGAGCAAAUAUAAAAUUUUAUAGUGUAAUUAUACUUUGCCGCUACUUUAAUUCAACGUUUAAAUAGUAUAAAUACUUAGGAAUCUAAAUAUCUCCUAUGAGUGUGACCGACAGCAUUAUAUCAUGUGCUUUACAUCUGUUAUAUAUAUCUAUUAAACAACAAUUACGAAAAUAUAGCUACGGCUCUACUAUUAUAGUAUUAACUUCAUAGGCAGAAUUGUAUUAUAAUAAAUUAUCGAUCGUUAUAAAACACAAAUUAAGAAGUAGACCAUCUGAAACAACUUUCUUUUCUCGAGUAUAGUAUUGAUAAAAUUUAGAUCAUUCUGUAAAAAUGAAAAAACGAAAAAAUGAAAUGGUUUGAACAUAGUUUGAACAUAAAGUUCCAAAAAAGGUCAUAAUCACCAUGGGCAUAACUAAACGAGAAAUGAAGAGUGAAUAUAUUGCGAUUGUUACAGGCAAUGAAAGAGAGAAAUUAUUUCGCAGUAUCAAAAAAUAUUACCGAUGCUGUAGAUGUGAGCAUUACGAAAGAUUAGUUAAUAUAUAUUACCGAAUGCUUUAUGCAUAAUAAAUCGAUUAAAGUACACAACUAGGUAAACAGCGCAAUUUAAUUGCAAGUAGAUCGCAUAUAGGAUUGAUUGAGAACGAUAAAUAUAAAUAUAUGUAACAAUGUACCACGAACAAAUAUAUCUAUCAGUAUUUACACUUAUAAAAUAUUAUUGAAUAAGACGUAUGUAACUUGUAACAGAUAUGACGUUGUAGCUACUAUUGUAGAAUAGAGUAAUCCAGAAAAAAGUACAUGCGAUAGUGCGGUGAUUACUGAUUCACAAACAAGUAUCACUAUAAAGAAUAUGUAGGAAGCUAUUAAGGAUUACGAUGUAGUUAUUAAGAAGUGGAAUUUUAAAGAUAGAACUACUGUUAUUUUGUUGAUUGUUUUCAUAGAUAUUUUAUUGAAUAUCAGUGGCUCGCGCGUAAGUUAAAUACUUUUGAGUAAUUUGUACGAACAUCCAUCAGCAUAAAUUACGUGGUAUUGAAUAUUAAAUAAUUCUAUACUCGGAUUACAAAAUUAACAAAAUUUGGGACUUUCUUAAUUGUUUCUGAACUAACAUUCUGUCAAUUUUCAGAAAUCAGAUAUUCGGUAUGAAACACAGCGGCACACAAACAUCAUUAUUGUGCAAAGUUGUAAAGUUUGACAUUACAAAAACUUUCUACAUCAAUCUACAAGAGUUCAGUACCCGAUACGUUGCAAGCUAUGACUGAGAAACCUAACUCCGCAAUAGGGUGAUUAACUUAUGUACAUAUAAGAAAAGGGUGCAUGAUGUUGAAUAUGGUCAGAGUGUUCAAAAUAGCACGUGAAACUUUUAGGGCUGAAUUUCGUGUUAUGUUCCUCCCCAUGCGUAUUAAAACCAUUGAAAUAUUGUACUCGGCAAAUUGUUGUAGCGAGUACUGGUAUUUUUCUAAGUUGCAAAAUAUAAUGGAUUAAAGACGUUGCAUUAUCGUUAUUAGAGUAUAUAUGGAUAUUUUUAAUAGGAAAUAAUGUUAUAAUAUUAUAUAUGGUUUGCAGUUUUUAACUACACUGUCGCAUGUCACACUGUAGAAAUGUACUAAUUUAUUUGGAGAAACCUUGUACAGCAUCUAUGAUGCAUUAAUUAACAAAAUGUCAUAAGAUUUGCUUGAUGAGUGACAGGUUUGGCAAACAUUGCUACAUAAAAACUAUAGUAGCAUGGGCUAUAAAUGUGUGGAUAAACAAAAAUAGGAAAAAGUUCAUUUAAGAAGUCACUUCACCAAAACAAUGUCAUAUAAUAUGCUGCCAUACAUAUAAAUAUAUGUCUAAAAUAAGGAAUAUAUGAGUAAUAUAUUACGAAUAAAA